AUUUCAUAAAACACACUUACAUUUCAUAUUUGUUCCCAUUUAUGUCCAGCACGAUCCGGAACAGUGUACGCCUGGCGGUGAGGAUGGUAAUUUCAUUAUGUUUGCCCGCGCCACAUCGGGUGAUAAAAAGAAUAACAACAAAUUCUCCCCAUGCUCACUUAAAUCCAUAGAACCGGUGCUAAAUGCAAAAGCACGUAGCGCCAAAGGCUGUUUCACCGAGCCGCAGGCAUCAAUUUGUGGUAACGGUGUUGUUGAGCCGGGCGAACAGUGCGAUUGCGGCUGGGAGGAGGAUUGCAAGGACACAUGUUGUUUCCCAAUGUCACGUCAUCCGCGCAUCGACGAGAAGCCAUGCACACUAACACCGCGCGCCAUGUGCAGCCCAUCACAGGGACCAUGCUGCACUGGCGAUUGUAAAUUGAAAUUCGGCGAUAAGUGUCGCGAUGACAACGGCUGUCGCGAUCCGAGCUUCUGUGAUGGCCGCACGCCGCAGUGUCCGCCCUCGGUGAAUAAGGCAAACAAGACUAUUUGCAAUAAGGAAUUCGUUUGUUAUAUGGGCGAAUGUACGGGAAGUAUUUGUUUGGCCUAUGGCCUCGAGUCAUGCCAGUGCAUACCGGGUCCAACCGAUGACACAAUUAAAUCGUGCGAAUUAUGUUGUAAAUUGCCUGGCGAGGGCAAUGCAUGUCGCAGUUCGUUUGAAUGGAAUGAGCCACCAUUCGAUGUGCCGGACAUGUUCGCAAAGCCAGGCACACCAUGCAACGAUUACAAUGGAUAUUGUGAUGUAUUCCAAAAAUGUCGCGAAGUUGAUCCAUCGGGACCGCUGGCAACACUACGUAAAUUGCUAUUGUCAGAAGAAAGUAUUGCAACAUUCAAGAAAUGGGUGCAACAUAAUUGGUAUACCGUUGUGUUGGCAGCGUUGGGUGUAUUUAUAUUACUGAUACUCAGCACGAAGCUGCUGGCGAAGCGCUCGAAUCUGAAACUAAAAUCGGUGACCAUAAUACACAGCGCCACCACCGAAACCGUGCGUCUACCCGACGACAACAACGGCGUCAUCGUGCAUACGGCCGUCCGUACAAAAGUUCCGUUCAAGAAAAAAGUACGUGGCGAGCGCAGCAACAAAAGAAAGAGCGCCCACAGGAGCGGCAGUAAUGGGAAUAUACGCGCUGGCAAGGCGAAAGAUGGCGGUGGAAAGGUGGCCGCGAAGACCGGAGGCGAGUUGAUUGCGAAGUCGGCGCACGCGCAUAGUCGAAGCGGAAAGCUGAGCAACGCGGCGGUAGCAGCUGGACUGACGUCAGCGGGUGGUGUCAGUGGCGUAAAUGAUGAAGUCUCGAAACCCUCGCGCACCAAAAAGAAUCGCGUGGGUAGCGGUGGUGGUGCGACUGCACUGAAAACUACGCCAGUUGCAACAGCGCUUGGCACACCUUUAGCUACCACAGUUGGUGGCGUUAAACUGGAGAACGAAACGAAGUCGAGGUCGAAGCGCUUCAAGAAGAACAACAAAGAAAUCAUUGACUAUUCUUCACGCAGUGGUGCUGACGCGGCGAGCGUUAGCGGGAACGCGCAUACCAAUACCUUUGGCAAAGUGCAAAAGUANUUCAAAUUCGCGCUGCGGCUUUCCAAGAAUAUCAAGGUUAAAACGCACGUAAUUGGCGGCGCAGUCAACAAGCCGAAGCGACAGACACGCACUAGUACAAACGCAGCAGCGAAUGGUGCGGAUGGUAAACGCAAAAGCAGCAAUCAAAAUAGCGAGGGUAGCAAGAACUCUGGCAGCGGCGGUGGUGAGGAGAUGAAGUGCAAGCGCAUUGCGCUGCUACUCCGCAACAAUAACGAAGACAAUCAAAUAUUAACUUUAAAUGAACCGACCUACGAGACGCUAAACCCGAAAACCCUGCCCUCCAAGAUGGAGAACCCUUUCUAUGAGAAUUUGCAGUGCAGCGCACAAACUGGCGAAAUGCGCGCCGCCAACGCUGUCAACAACGACGCAGUGGCCACCAAUAGUGCUUCGACGGCAUCAAACGCGAACGGGUCCAACAAAUUGAACGCGAGUGUCAGUAAAAUACCAACAGACGCGCAUACAGCAACUGUUGCUGGUGGCGCGUUACAAAAACAACGCGCACACAACUAUAACCGCUCCAAUUCGUUCUCAACUAACAAUCCAUUUGCCAGCAGUCAUGCAGCAGCGUCUAGCGCGCGGAAACUGAGCGAAAGUAAUACCAUGCAGCAGCAGCAACAGCACGCGCCACCCGCCAGCAAUUUGGGACGCAACUUUGGAAGCACACAAAACCUCGGGCAGGCGGCACAAAAUCAAAAUCAUUUAGCCAAAUCGAAGAAGCGUAGUAGUUUGAACUUAAAGUUGAACAGCGCCUCUAAAAACAGCAAAGAUCCGCCGGUAGCGGCACGGCGCAGCAAUUCAAAUAUGAAUUUACGCAGCCAUGCUGCGGCCAACACAUAUCAACCAAGUACCUUCCCAAAUGCCACUUCCACAUAUGCCAGCAGCAAUGGCGCCAAUGCGACUGCAAUAGUCGCUGCAGCUGUGCCUAUACCCACAGAGCGGCAGCUGCGGCGCAGCUCCAGCAGUAUAGCCUAUCAAAAUCAGCCAAAAUCCAACAGCAUUGCAAAUGCCAGCUCCGCGCUGCCGGCAACUACUUUUACCACGGCGCUACCUGCCGCGCACACUAGCUUCAGCAACAUACCACGUGCCAGCCUCAGUGCCGCGCUCAACAACGGCGCCAACGCCAACGCCAAUGCCAAUGCCAACGCCAGCG
Rhagoletis zephyria (snowberry fruit fly) is the source of this 2762-nucleotide messenger RNA. RefSeq lists its product as uncharacterized. Gene Ontology annotation, biological process: Notch signaling pathway; membrane protein ectodomain proteolysis. The record is from RefSeq and is a predicted model, not a curated record. NCBI's taxonomy places the organism in Eukaryota, Metazoa, Arthropoda, Insecta, Diptera, Tephritidae. Gene Ontology annotation, molecular function: metalloendopeptidase activity. Gene Ontology annotation, cellular component: plasma membrane.